AUGCAUUUAGUACCACUUAUUGCAUUUGCUAGCAUCUUCAUAAGAUGUUCAGGCCAAUUGAUCCUUGGAACUAUCGCGUUAAUCGAAUUAACUAUCGAAUUUAUGGAGUUCGAGGCCGUCGUCGCUACCGCUGAGAUUAGUAUUGAGGGGCCUAUUGUUGCUGCUACUGAAGAGGGAGUAGCAGAUGGAGUUAUACUCCAAACAGACAUGGACGUGGGAGGAUCGUACACUGUUAGAGCUGGACAUCCGGGGGCAGUGGGAAGUCGACAGGUUAGUGGUUCAUUGGACCUUGCGCCUCUUCGACGCACAGAUACAGUGGUCAAUGGACAGGUGAACCUUAAUUUAAGGAGUCUACGUGUGAACGACAACACAAUAACUCCUAGGGUUCAAGUAUCGGUCCCAUUCAAGUCUAGCAUAACGUUCGGACCUGGACAUGGACCUGGCUCGAGUGCCAGUGUUGGUUUCAGUAUGCAGGACGCCGUUGUUAACGGCGUAGGACGUUUUGGGAUUGGGCGAAACAGUGAUUUGGUCUGGAGAAUCAGCUCAUCCACAGGCAGGUUCCAUGCCUCAAGUUAG
Messenger RNA from Bipolaris maydis ATCC 48331, 576 nucleotides. RefSeq lists its product as uncharacterized. The record is from RefSeq and is a predicted model, not a curated record. Lineage: Eukaryota; Fungi; Ascomycota; Dothideomycetes; Pleosporales; Pleosporaceae.